AUGAACGAGAGUAUAAACGUGCAAAUUACGCAGAAAGAGACUGAAAUCGCUGACAUCGAUUGUAAGAUAAAUACAAACAGAGAGAAGCUAAAGCGACUACGAGAAACUGUUGACGCUGAUAUCUACGAAAUGCCACUUGAUGAGCUUCUGAAAAUUAACGCCGCUUCUCGUGAAGAAAUUGACAUUCUCAGCAAUAUUCUUCGUUCUCCUAGCGAAACCGACGUUCCAAAACCAACUCGUAGAAGCGAAGGCUCUCCAGCAUCAUCUGGAGAUAAUAAUCCAAUCCUGAAGAAAUACGCGUCGAUGUCUGACUCAAAAUCACCUGGCUGCAAAAAGAAAUUCCCAAAGAUUUUUUCUAAAAAGCCCUGGAAAUCAGCAGAGGAAAAAGGAUCACGAAGAAAAUCGGCAGAAGAACGACCUGCAGAACAAUACUUUGUAUAA
Messenger RNA from Oikopleura dioica, 441 nucleotides. The record is from the annotation of a GenBank genome assembly. NCBI's taxonomy places the organism in Eukaryota, Metazoa, Chordata, Appendicularia, Copelata, Oikopleuridae.